AUGCCUGAGGGACUUACAAAGCAGGAGGUUGACAAGGGCAUCGACCCUUCCGUCAACAAGCAAUAUGACGACCAGACACCCACCGAGCAGAAAUUCGAGGAUAUGUACGCCAUUGCCGACAAGCUGAAAAUUGGUAUGCUCGGCUCCUACCGGAACGGCAUCGGCCCUGUAUCCCGUGCCAUGGCUGUUGCGAAGCGUACCGGACCCGACUUUCUGUUCCUUGCCAACCGAAACAGCCAGAAGUUUGACGACCUCAACAAGAACAAGGAAGCUCAGGUCAUCUUCCACAACACCAGCACCCAAGACUGGAUCUGCGUAACAGGCGAAGCAACGUCAACCAGCAACGAGGAUCCGCGUAUCAAGGAGGUAUACAGCAAGGCAGCUGGUGCAUGGUUCGGUGACCUCAAGGAUGGUGUCCACACUGGCGGCCCGGAGGACCCGCGUAUGACGCUCAUCGAGAUCAAGGCCAAGUACAUCUCGUACUGGAAGCACGAAGUCAGCUCGCUCGGCUAUAUGGCGGAGGUUGCUACUGCCACGAUGACCGGCGGCGUGGCAGCCACCGGCACGUUGAGGCAGAUGAAGGAGGACGAAAUCAGCCAGGCGAGAUCGAAGCACAGCACCAUGAGCUCGUAG
This is a messenger RNA of Baudoinia panamericana UAMH 10762, 633 nucleotides long. RefSeq lists its product as uncharacterized. NCBI's taxonomy places the organism in Eukaryota, Fungi, Ascomycota, Dothideomycetes, Mycosphaerellales, Teratosphaeriaceae. The transcript is spliced from 3 exons. The record is from RefSeq and is a predicted model, not a curated record. Bases 1 to 633 code for a protein of 210 amino acids.